AUGAUGUUAGUCAGUGCUGUAAUUUUUGUGUAUUACACGAUAUGGGUUGUCUUACUGGUAAGUACCAUGGCGGUGUAUGUUCUCUUGUACCCCAAUGAUCGGAACAGUCAUUAGGAUUGCCCUCUGGUUUUAUUUACUCACAUGAAAUCUUCUACUAGUACUAAAAAUAUUUAAUUCUACCGGAUUCUGAUCAGUUUUAACCUGAAAUAGCCACGAAGGAUGUCUUUGUGAAUCUUUUCACAUUUUUUUUACGUGACUCUCGUUGUCAUGGUUGUCUCUGUUUGCUAGAGUUGCAGUCUGGGGUUGAUUGUUAAGGGAGAAGUAAAGGUAAUUUUUUUUAAUGCACUGAAUCGCAAAUUGCAUUUAAAAUGCGUGCUUGUGUCAUAGAAAAGUUGUAUUUUGGUUAAUAGUUUUGAGAUUUUAAAUUACAAACCCCUUUUACAUGCAAUAACAGAGUAUUCUGCAGACUUCAUGUACUCAUGCAUUUUCUUUCUAGCCAUUUGUGGAGAAAGGCCAUCCAAUUCAGAGAUUAUUUCUACCCAGAAUAUAUGCUGUUAUAAUUCCAGUCAUUGCCGGUGUGCUUUUGUUAGGAGUAAUAGGUAACUGCUCUUUUUUUUAUACCCCUUCCACAAAUACAUCAAUUUUUUAGAACAGAGUAAGAGGACCUCUGAAUGAGAGAAGCAGCAAAAAUUAUCCAUACAGCAGUGGAUCAGGGUUUUUUUUACUGUUACUAAAUUUUAAGAUAGAAAUUCCAUGGUUGGAUGAGCAACCAACUUGAAGCAAAUCUGGGACUGCCCUUUUCUUCAAUGUUGUUUUGUUCAGAUUUUCAGAAUAAUAUUUCUUGUAACAUCUCCAGCUGCAUUUGAAUUGGCAAACAAGUUUCACUAAUUCUUUUGUUGACUUGAACCUUGUUCUAUGUGAGAUUAGAAAAUUAUGUGACAGAAUAUCAUGAUGAUGUAUAUUUACAAGUUUCACCUACUUAUGAUAAUUUUUAUUUUUUUAGGAGUAUUUGUCGCUGUGGUGAUGAUUAAGAGCAAGAAACCCACCCCAAAGAAAGAGAGUUGAAGAAGCUGUCUAGAAAAUGGAAUCUACUUUACAGUUAGACAAGAAAAAGAUUAAAUUAUUGUAUAAAACAAGAAACAUCUGACAAAUGGCAAAUGCACAUAGAAGAAGCUGUUGUCCAAUAAACUCUAUGUAGUAUUUGAUUUCCUUACCUUUUAUAAAGUAAACAUAAUUUUGCUUUCACAGUACAUUUUGCAGAAGAGGCUUGUGUGGAGCUGACAUAAGCAGCAAGAGCAAGAACACAGGGAGAACAGAGUUUAUUAUAUCAAGUGAACUGUUCAAGCAUUUUGUAUAUAAAAAGGAAAAAUAAAGAGGUU
Molecule: messenger RNA, 1379 nt
Organism: Pocillopora meandrina
Lineage: Eukaryota; Metazoa; Cnidaria; Anthozoa; Scleractinia; Pocilloporidae
Source: the annotation of a GenBank genome assembly